Talaromyces amestolkiae is the source of this 1497-nucleotide messenger RNA. RefSeq lists its product as uncharacterized. NCBI's taxonomy places the organism in Eukaryota, Fungi, Ascomycota, Eurotiomycetes, Eurotiales, Trichocomaceae. The transcript is spliced from 5 exons. Gene Ontology annotation, molecular function: metal ion binding; heme binding. The coding region runs from base 1 to 1497 and encodes 498 amino acids. The record is from RefSeq and is a predicted model, not a curated record.
AUGACCAUCCCCAAGUCUGUCCCCUCCUCCACCGAGGCAGUAUUCCCAUACAUCAACCAUGAUCCAUCUACCCUCCCACACUCCAUAGACCCCUUCACCAUCACCACCGCCUCGGGCUUCAUGCCCUACCAGAUCGCUCCCACACAACUACCUUCCAUCUUCAAACCCCUCACCGACCUUCUGGAACGCAUGCCCGUCCUCACCCUGAACGGCAAACCAGGUCUCCUCGCCACUUAUCAACUCGGAAAAGCCGUCGAAGACUUCCCCGACCUCACUGAUGAGAUUGAUAAGGUGCUGACCAAGGAUGGAAAGAGAGAUUUGUUCAUGCUCACAGCUAUCUUCCGUGAUUAUUCUUAUGUUGCGUCGGCAUAUAUCCUUGAGCCAUGCUGGGAGAAUUGGUGCAAAGACCCUGAGAGUGGUUAUGGUCUGGGUAGGGAGGUCCUUCCUCAUUCUAUUGCUGGGCCUAUGUGGCGUUGUGCUGAGAUUUUGGACCUCCCCCCUUUCCUCUCUUAUGCCGCCUCUUACGCUCUAUUCAACUACACCCUUGACAAUCCUUCCAGGGGUUACGAGUAUGACAAUCUGCGUCUCAUCCGCGGUUUUGAGCAUGGUCUAGACCCGAAGAGCUCCGAAGCAGGCUUUAUCCUCACGCAUGUUGACAUGGUCAAAGAGACAGCUCCCCUGAUCCAUGGUGCGGUCCAGAUCCUUGAUGGGGUGGAGCAUAACAGUCGACGCGCAGCUGUCAAUGAGGGAUUUAGAGAAGUUCUCAAGGCCAUGGAGGUCAUCGAAGCUUCUAUGGAGGAUAUGUGGAAGAACUCCAAACCAGCAGACUAUCUGACCUUCCGCGUAUUCAUAUUCGGCAUCACGUCACAGUCCAUGUUCCCCAAUGGAGUCAUCUACGAAGGCAUCAACGAUAAUUACCCCAUGUACUUUCGCGGCGAAAGCGGUGCCAACGACGCCAUCAUCCCCCUUCUAGACCACCUCCUCCAAAUCCCCAUGCCAGACACACCGCUCACCAAAAUUCUGCAUGAAUUCCGCGCCUACCGCCCCCGCCCUCACCGCGAAUUCCUAUCGUAUGUAGCCAGCACAGCCGAAAAAUUGAACAUUCGCGAUUUUGCGGUUCAGGACGAUGAGACUGCAAUACUGUACCUGAAGACGUUGGAUCAUGUACGUAGUUUCCGGUGGAGACAUUGGCUCUUUGCGAGGGAGUAUAUCAUCAAGCGAACGGCGCAUCCGACGGCGACGGGUGGCAGUCCAAUUGUUACUUGGCUACCCAAUCAACUGUCGGCAGUCAUGGAUCUCAUGGUUGAGAUUUACGAUACAUAUAUCAAGGACAAAGCCACUGCGGCGACCAUCGAUGGUCCUGCACGCACGAACUCGGAGCCGGAUUUGAUUGCGUUAUACAAGAAACAGAUUGUGCCUAUGAUGGAGCAGGUGCAUGAGCAGAGGGAGAAGUUGGCGCGGGAGGUGGAAAGGUGGUGCAAGGAAAGGGGUGUUUGA